AGAAAUUGCUGGACUAACGGAUGAUUUAUUUAUUCCCUUUUUCCAGUUACUCCUUUAAUACUGAGCUCGAUCAAAAAUAACCUUUUACACGGAACCAUAACCACCACAGCUGCUCCCUUGCAACGGACAACUGGUGCCGCCGGCAGCAUGGAACAGUUGGCUCAUUUCGUGACGAAAUCGUUCGAUUUCAACAACAGUCGCGUGCUGGACCUGCUCAACAUGACGGCCAGCGCCGGGCCGAUUUCACACCCCGAUUAUGGCACUCGGACCGGGUCCGACUCGGACCUGCUGUCCAACACAAGCAGCAGCCUCGGCGGUGAUCUGGAGGAUGAAAUUCAUUCUCACUCGCUCGAGGUAUCGCACCAUCAUCGGCUAGGUCCGGCACUGCAUCCACUACGAUCGAACGGGCUACCACCGGGCGACAGCGAAGCAACCCGCGAAGAGCCAACGAACGAGGACGAGGAAACGAUCGACAUAGAAAUUACCGAUCUUUCGUACAGUAAUGCAGGCAGCGGAAGUGUGGUUGUGCCGGAAGGUUGUACCCUCCAAAGCUCUAUCUCGCUCAAGCCGACGGUUGUGUUAAGUGGUUCCGGCGGUGAAGUGACGGCAGUGGGUGAGCCAACUCACAACAAGGGGACGGUAGAGCACUCGCUCAUGCUGCUAACCGGCCCGAACAAUAAUGAGAAAGGUGUAACGAAUCGUAAUGAAAUUAGUGUUAUACGCAAAUUUGACAAUAAGAGGUCGCGAGUGGGUGAGGAGGGCUCGGUGCAGGAGUGUUCUUUAUCGAGUGAAACGGAUGAAGCUGGUGUACGUAAAGGAGGACAGGCUGGAGAGGCUGGCAAGCGAAGUGUCGGGAGUGAUGGGAAUGAGGGUGGAAAUGGUAAAACUAUUCACAAGCGACACGUCCCCCGUAAUUGGCUGAUUGCUGAUCUGGUUGAUGAGAAGAAGGAAGACAAAACCAAAGAUGACGUUGCCUUAAAUCUCGUGCGCUCGGAAAGCGAAACCGGGCCACCCAAGCAGGCCCACGGAUACGAUCCCGCCGGGCUGCAGGUGGUACGCCCCAAACCAGCCUCCGAGCUGCUCAAGCAAAGUGUCGAUCUCAUCAACAAUCACCACUACUCGGGGGUAGUAGGAUCGAUAGGCAGCGGCACAAACAGCACAACCGUUCCCGGUACCGACGGUGAAUCUGACACAGAAGCGCGCAUUUCGGCACCCCGCCAGCAGUCACUCUCACCCGAACAGGACGAUCCAUCCUCAUCGGCCGAUGGGACACGAUCGGACUCAGCACCACCACCACCACCACCACCGGCUCCCCCGACGGCCGAGGACCGGCUGAAACAUCCACCCGAAUCGUCGGCCCACGUCGCGAACGGGCACGGUCCACUGUCCGCCCUGUCGAACAACAAGCAGCGCCGGUCGCGAACGAACUUUACGCUCGAGCAGCUGAACGAGCUCGAGCGGCUGUUCGAGGAGACGCACUAUCCGGAUGCAUUUAUGCGGGAAGAGCUAAGCCAGCGGUUGGGACUGAGCGAGGCAAGGGUGCAGGUUUGGUUCCAAAACAGACGGGCAAAGUGCCGCAAGCACGAGAAUCAAAUGCAUAAAGGAAUUAUCCUUUCGAGCCACAGCCCACCGGUCACAACACCGCUCGAACCGUGCCGGAUAGCGCCGUAUGUUAACGUACCGUCCCUUCGCGCCGGAACCGGCGGUGUCCCACCCGGCAGUGGUACGGGCGCGUCUGGAUUGCCCCCUUCGUCCUCUACCACAGCAGCAGCGGCGGCGGCGGCGGCAGCUGCGGCGGCUGCAGCGGCUGCCGUCAACCAUCCCUUCCCCGUUGCUGCCUUUUCUGCCUUCGAUUCCGCGUUCAUAUCUGCCGCAGCACAGCAGUAUGCAGCGGCCCUUUCUUCCGGUUCCGUUCCGACGAGCCUUUUCUCCCUUUCCCAGUACGUCCCGCGACCGGGUGGAUUGGCGGCGGCGGCAGCGAUUGCCACGCUGCCCGGCUUUAGCGUGGCGCACGACAAAAACUCCAGCAUCGUCGAUCUGCGCCUGAAGGCGGAAAAGCACAAGGAAAAUCAGAAGAAAAUUGUAAAUAAUGUGUCGUCGUAAUUGAGGGUCGAGGCGUUUGGGUUUUGGUGGAAGGCCAGCGUAAAAAAAGCUAUCGAUGGUGGAGACAUCGGCGCAUCAACAGUGUUCACCUUAGUUUUCGGUGAAUCGAUACGUGAAUCUGUAAUGCUGUGCGGGCAAGAGGGGGGUGAUUUAAGCUCGCUCACAAUACUUUUUGUUUUUUUUUCCUGUGUAAUAUAUACAGACAACCCGUUUCGGUAGUGCUAUCUUCUGUGUUGAUUAUUUUAACGGGGAUAUCGGCCUUUAAUCCUUUAUUGUUUUUAUUGAUCCAUGGCAUCCGAACACUCCUAUGAAUAGGUGGCCUUCAGAGGGUACAUUAUGUGUAAAAGCUUUAAAACAAAAUUUAAAAAUUGCGAAAUAGACAGUAUCCUUAAAUACAGGCGGUCCCCGAGAUACACGGUACCUCUUAUACGCGGAUUCGGAGAUACGCGGUUUUCUAAAUUUGACAAUUCUUUGAGCAAAUUGUACUGAUUUGACACAUCAAUUGCAAAUUGCCAAAUAAUUUCCGUUUUGAUCGAAUGUUAAAAACUAUUUAAAAAGGUUUAAAAUAGUUAUAUUCAGUCAGAAUAUUAUCAAAUAAUUCAUAAAGUGACUAAAACCACCCCUUACUUGCAAAAUUACACGAAAAUUAGUGAUAUUUUAGCUGGAAAUCACGAGAUUCGACUUACGCGGAAAUUCGAGAUACGCGGUAUUUUGCGGCCGUUUUCGGUCCCCAUUAACCGUGUAUCUCGGGGACCGCCUGUAUAUGAAAGAGUAUGUAAGUAAGUAAGUAUGAAGCAUUAGCUUUAGAUCUUGUUGACAAUUUCCCUUAAUUACCAGUCUUUUAAUUUUAAAAUGCACCGGCUCUUGUAUAGACCCGGGCAUGUCCAACAAAAUCUUAGCUCGUUUUAAAUUCGCUACCGAAAAUUAUUGGAGUAGGUCAUCUGGACCUUAAAGUAGACCGGAAUUGGUCUGAGGUGGAGUUGGCCGUUGUUGCAGUAGGCAGGAAUUGAAAUUGGCCAGAGUUGGCCGAAGUUGGAGUUUGCCGGAACGAGAACGCUGUCUGUCAACUGUCCAAAACCAUCAGAGCUCUAUUAGAAUCGGAGGCGCCUGGAGUCGGAGUUGAGCGGAAUGGAAUUCACACUGAAGUUGGAGAGGGCUGGAACUGUUAUCCGAGCUGUCUUACUUACUUAUCCGGUGCUACAACCGCUUUGCGGUCUGGAGUGUCCAAAACCGCUCAAGGUCUCGCGCCUUGGUCUGACAAUCCGUUAACCCGGCCUUAAUGGCAGACGCCUCCGCGCCAUCUUGCCACCUCAAUUUGGGCCUACCACGUCUUCUCUGUGCUUGUGGACGGCCUAAAAAAACUUUACGGGCUGGAUCAACAUGUCCAGCCCAGCGGAGCUUUACAAGCUGCACGACUAUUCCGUUCUAUCCGGAGUCGAAAAAAGAAACAUCUAACCUAAACCAAACUGUACUCUUCGUUUUUCGGCUCCGAUUCCUAACGACUCCGGCAGAUUCAUGCACGUGUAAACUCCAGAAUCCUCCGGAAGGCUCCAACUCCGAGAGGCUGUUUCGGAACCGUGGGCACCGUGGAUACCGUAAGCUCCAGAGAGUCCAUCACUACUUGCGUAGUUUGAUCCACGUCUUUGUAACGAGGAGGAACGAAUACAUCCAAUCCAAUCGAGUUAUCAUGUACAAGACCGACGGUGGCCAUUGGUUGUUUAUGCUAAAAAGAGUUUGAAUUGUAGAAACAACAUUCCGAUCAAUCAUACGACUCACUGUCCCGCAGGUCCAACGAGUUCCAAUAUGAAAUGAUCCAAUAUACAGUGUCGAUAUCGCAUAGGCCGUAAUGAACCUAUUGAACCUACUGUACCUACUGGAACCAAAUCCACAACCAGGAGCGAUUUGGGUCACUUUCCGACUCAGUAGGUAGAGUUCGCCCCACCCAUCACUAGUUCAAAAGCUAUCAAAAGCCGUGAAUUCUACCACA
This is a messenger RNA of Anopheles coluzzii, 4090 nucleotides long. RefSeq names its product segmentation polarity homeobox protein engrailed-like. The record is from RefSeq and is a predicted model, not a curated record. Gene Ontology annotation, molecular function: DNA-binding transcription factor activity, RNA polymerase II-specific; sequence-specific double-stranded DNA binding. Gene Ontology annotation, biological process: regulation of transcription by RNA polymerase II. The transcript has 6 exons. Bases 148 to 2103 code for a protein of 651 amino acids. Gene Ontology annotation, cellular component: nucleus. Lineage: Eukaryota; Metazoa; Arthropoda; Insecta; Diptera; Culicidae.